GAGCGGCCGCUUGAGCCGAAGCCACUCGUGUGUGCAGCCCGGCGCGUUGGCGGCGCGACUUCGAAAGUGGUGCGCCCAGGUGCUUCCAGUGUCGUGCCUUUGCCCCCGUCUGCGUGGGAUAGUGCUCUCGUGCUCGUGCGCCCGUGCCUGUCCGUGGGUGACGCAGCGAACCACUCGGCGUCGGGACAGCGUUGUCGAAGCAUCCAGGGGCCAUGCGGCCGUCCCACCGUCCCAAGAGUCCGUGCCGGGACGUGUAAGAAACCGUCGCCGAGGGCGCAGUGCUGUGUUUGUGCCGCCGUGGAUUUGCCGGAGCCGAGAUGCGGUGCUCGUUGGCGGCCGCCCUCUUCGUCUACUGCCUCUCCGUGGCUGCCGCCGAGCGCUUGUCAGGUUCCGGGCGUACUCGGACGACGCGGACGGUGUACCCGGAGCGGCUUCCGUACGGCAGCAAGCCCCGCUGGCCCCGGUCUUUACCCGGCGAGGACAGCGGCGGCCUCAACGCGUCGUCCGGGCCCCGUAGCGAGCUGUACCGGCUGGACCGGGGGCUCACGCUGGCCCUGGUCCCUGACUCGAGGCACCUGUCCCCGACCCUGGUCACGCUCAGGUUCGGCGAGGACUCGCUCCCGGACGGACGGACCCUGGUGCCGGACACCGAGGACCUGGGACACUGCUACUACACCGGACACGUCUUGGGACAGCGGGACUCCAGGGCCGUCGUGUCGCUCUGCGACGGAAUGACGGGCUACAUCCAGACGGCGACGCAGGGGCUGCUCACCAUCGAACCCGUGCGCAGGGGGGACGGUGUCCGGGACAAGGACGGCUCGCGGUCCCCGCACCUGCUCACGCUCCACCAGGUCGGCCCCGACGUCGACGCCGCCCCUUCGUUUCCGGCGUCGUCGAGGAACGCGACGACGGGGGCCACUUGGCGAGGUGCCAUCGAGUCCAACGAGAUCCCGUGGCAGGGCCUGCGACGCCCGCCGAGGUCCCGGCACCGGCGGAAGCGCAGCUACUCCCUGGAGCAGCACGUCGAGGUGCUGGUGGCCGCCGACAGCAAGAUGGCGCGCUACCACGGCAAGAACCUCAAGCACUACAUCCUCACGCUCAUGGCCGCGGUAGCACACAUUUACAAGGACCCCAGCAUCGGCAACCUGCUGGACAUUGCCGUCGUCAAACUCAUCUUCAUGGAGGAGGAGGAGGACAAUGAGAUAAUAUCUCCGAGCGCCUCAAGCACACUGAAGAACUUCUGCCGCUGGCAGCAGAAGCACAAUCACCUUGACGACAGCCAUCCCUAUCACCACGACACUGCCAUUUUGCUCACCAGAGAAGACUUAUGCAGACUACCCAAGACGUGUGACACCCUAGGCCUUGCACAGUCUGGCAUGAUCUGCGACCCUCAUAGCAGCUGCUCCAUCGUCGAAGACAACGGACUGAGCGCUGCUUUCACCAUCGCUCACGAACUGGGCCACGUGCUGAACAUCCCGCACGAUGACGACCAGAAGUGCUCCAAGUACCGGGCUGCAAGCCAGCCCUUGCACGUGAUGGCACGCAUGCUGGACUACAACAGCCGCCCGUGGUCGUGGUCCGAAUGCAGUCGCCACUACAUCACCACCUUCCUCGAUGCGGGCUACGGGCAGUGCCUGCGCGACUCUCCCGCCGAGAACCUGCUGUUGCCCGAGGACGUGGCGCCGAGCUCGCGGGCCUCCACGCAGCCCGGGGAGCUGUUCGACAUGGACCGCCAGUGCGAGCUGGUCUUCGGCCGGGGCGCCAAGAUCUGCCCCUACAUGCCGGUCUGCAAGCGGCUCUGGUGCACCGUGCACAGCAACCUGCAGGGCGGCUGCCGCACGCAGCACAUGCCGUGGGCAGACGGAACCACCUGCGGGAAGCGACACUGGUGUCAGAAGGGCGAGUGCGUGGCUGUGAUGGACCAGGGCAGCCGGCGCAAGGUGGACGGAGACUGGGGUCCCUGGCAAGGGUACGGCCGGUGCUCGCGCACCUGCGGUGGAGGCAUCCAGAGCGCCCGCCGGGAGUGCGACAGCCCCAGGCCGGCGUUUGGGGGCAAAUACUGCGUGGGUGAACGAGUGAGGUACCGUUCCUGCAACACUGAGCCGUGCCCAGCUGGUUCCAUGGACUUCAGGGAAGAGCAGUGUUCCGCCUUUAAUGGCAAGACAUUCAACUUUCCCGAUGUUCCCACGAACGCCAAGUGGACCGCGCAUUACUCUGGCAUCUCCCAUGUGGACACGUGCAAGCUCUACUGCCGCGUGGUUGGCAUGAGCGCCUACUACCUGCUCAAGGAGAAGGUGAUCGAUGGCACAGCCUGCAAUCCGGAGUCGUUUGACGUCUGCAUUAACGGCGUCUGCAAGUCGGCUGGAUGUGACCACCAGCUCAACUCGACAGCAACUACCGACAUGUGUGGAGUCUGUCGGGGGGAUAACGCCACCUGCAGGACAAUCACCGGAGACUUUAGUCGAGCCAAGUACCGAGCUGAAUUUGGUUACAACUUUGUCGCCAAAAUUCCGGCUGGCGCCAGCUUUGUCGAUGUUCGUCAGUUUGGGUUCGAAAAAGAUGACAACUAUCUUGCGCUGAAGAGUGCAGAGGACGAGUAUUUGCUGAACGGCAACUUCACCGUCAGCAUGUUCCGCAAGACCCUGCGCUACGGAGGCACCAUCAUUGAAUACAGCGGCUCCAAUGCCUCCAUCGAACGCAUCAAUGCCACAAAGCCUUUGGGCAAGGAGCUCCACUUGAUGGUCCUGACUGUGGGCAAGGUAGAGUCUCCGGACAUCCGCUACGAGUACACGGUGUCGAUUCGGGACGACCAGCAAUACGUCUGGGAGCUGAGCCCCCAGUGGACCGAGUGCAGCAGACCCUGCCAAGGGCAUCGAUACCGGCAAGCCCACUGCAAGCGGCGGUUGGACGGCAUGCGUGUGGAGGAAGCCAGGUGCCACCCCGGCUCCCGGCCUCAGCCCUUGGCUGAAGUCUGCAACCUUCACUGCACCCUCAGGUGGAAGGUUGGCGAGAAGUCGGAGUGCUCAGCACGCUGCGGCACGGGGGUGCGUACACAGAAGGUGCAGUGUGUGCAGCAGACGGACGGGCAGCCCCAGGAGCGGGUAGUGGCAGAUGCCCUCUGUGAGCCCGAGAAGGCCAAGCCCCCCGAGACAGAGAAGUGCGGUCGGCCGUGCCACAGCUUCCGAUGGGUCUACGACGACUGGGCUCCCUGCAGCAAGACUUGCGGGGGCGGGGAGCAAGUGCGCACGGCCACCUGUGUGGGAGAGAACCAGGAGGCCCAUCCGGACUCCCAGUGCGACGCAUCCACACGGUCCGUCAAGCGCCCCUGCAACCAGGCGGACUGUCCGCGCUGGGAGGUGGGACAGUGGACCGAGUGCCCCGUCUCGUGUGGCGGCGGCGUCACGCAGAGGAACGUGACGUGCCGUUCCUCGAGCGGUGCCGUGGUGGACAGCAUGCACUGCAGGGGCUCUCCGCAACCCCCGACCACCGUCGACUGCAACCUUGCCCCGUGCCCCCCGCCCCAGCGGCAGCCCUCCCCCGUGCCGCCGCCGGAGCGGACAAACGGCGUCACCUCUGCCUCGCUGCCGUUCCCCGAGCAGGCCACGCAGGGUGCCAGUUCCACCUACGCCGUCUGGAGGUCGGCCCCAUGGUCUCAGUGCUCGGUGUCGUGUGGCAGCGGCCUCAUCAAGCGCCAGGUGAGCUGCGUCCACGAGGUCACGGGGGCCCUCCUGCCCAACGAAGACUGCAACGGCCGGGGACCCAAGCCGGUCACUGCGGAGGCCUGCGACGGCGGACCUUGCGGCCACUGGCAGCACGGGGACUGGGGAGCCUGCUCCGUGAGCUGCGGCCAGGGCAUUGCGACGCGCCGGGUGCGCUGCCUGGCGUCGAGCCCAUCCCAAGAACACCUGCCGGAUGACCGCUGCGAGGAAAGCUCCAGGCCGCGGUCAGAGCAGGCGUGCCAGGUGCCGUGCGGCGCCGGCGGCAUCAUGUCGGAUGGCGCCAGUGCAAUGCACCAUCCGUCUGGCAACUUCGUAGAGGGACCGUACAAGUGGCGCAUCGGGCUCUGGGGCACGUGCUCCAAGAGCUGCGGUGGAGGGGUCCAGCGGCGGCAGGUGGUGUGCGUGGACAACCUGGACAGCAAGAGCCACGCCUGCAACCCCCAGCUCAGGCCCCCCGAAACGCAGCACUGCAACACGGACGAGUGCCCAGUCUGGGCCAUGGGCGAGUGGACGCAGUGCGACCAGGAGUGUGGUGGGGGCCAUCAGACGCGCCAAGUGGCCUGCCAGGGCAGGAUGGGGCUCCCCCUGAUGGACGCCCACUGCCCGCAGCCCAGGCCCGAGUCAAGGCGCUCCUGCAACUCCCACUCGUGCGCGAGCCCGCUCCUCAGCCACAGGUGGCACUCCGGAUCCUGGUCUCCGUUCGGCACCACAAACGCACCGGUCAAGAGCACUGUAGGCGCCAUAGUUACCGUGAAGUCCCCGAUGUAA
This is a messenger RNA of Ixodes scapularis (black-legged tick), 4487 nucleotides long. Its product is annotated as A disintegrin and metalloproteinase with thrombospondin motifs 20. The transcript is spliced from 27 exons. Gene Ontology annotation, cellular component: extracellular matrix. NCBI's taxonomy places the organism in Eukaryota, Metazoa, Arthropoda, Arachnida, Ixodida, Ixodidae. The coding region runs from base 318 to 4487 and encodes 1389 amino acids. Gene Ontology annotation, molecular function: metalloendopeptidase activity. The record is from RefSeq and is a predicted model, not a curated record. Gene Ontology annotation, biological process: proteolysis; extracellular matrix organization.